GCGGGCAAGGACCAGGGCGCCGCCGAUCCCGCGGAGUGCGUGCGCUGCCCAGGCUGCUCCUGCAAGUGGAACUUCGGCGCCGAGACGGAGGGCUUCGAGUGUGGCAAGGCCCUCGUUCACGCGGUGGCCGCUCCCGCGCCCAAGGGCAGCGUGGGCGCGGCCGCCCUGGUCGCAGCGCGCGAGUGGGGGCCGCCGUUGCUUGCUGAGCCAUCCGACGCCGAGGCCUUCGCGGUGCUGGCAGCCAGGCGCCCGAAGCACGCCAAGCAGCCGGCCGACCUCCAGCUGGCCGUGGCACCACCGCCGCCCGUUGAGGCGAAGGCGCUGCCUGACGUCGCGCUCCACCGCGCCCAGGCCAAGCAGCGGCGUGCGGAGGCGGCCUUUCACGAGAAGGUGGUGCGCGCCGAGGAGGCCGGGGCGCGGCUUCAGAGCUGCCGCGAGGACGAGCCCAAGGCCGGCGAGCUCCUGCUGGCCAGAGCCGACGUGGAGGAGGCCUGCAAGGCAGCGGCGCCGCAAG
Messenger RNA from Prorocentrum cordatum, 514 nucleotides. The record is from the annotation of a GenBank genome assembly. NCBI's taxonomy places the organism in Eukaryota, Dinophyceae, Prorocentrales, Prorocentraceae.